CGACUUAAGCCAGGGGAACCAGCUGCCGUGGAACUAGCUGUGAACCAGUUCGAUACCGAUUGGUCGUGCUAUCACUGUUUUGUUUUGGUUUUUCCCUGAAACUUCUUUGUUUUCAUAGGACUGGAAGGAGCAGAAAUAGUGCUACAUGUCGCACCGCCACCAGGACAUCCCCAUCCGCCCGCGAUACGGGUAUGUGGACGAGGAGAGUGGCCAGGCGGAGGGAGCAGCUGGGCGAUCCGGAGCAGGGGCCACGCCCGCCUCCUCCUACACGGAAAUCCCAUUCCUGGCCCAGUACCCGGGCGCAGUGCCCGAGCACGUCCUGCAGGACCUCACGCCCACGGCGGCGGGUCAUCCUGCGGUGCCCGGGAAAGUCACUGCAAAGGGACCCAACGGCGAGAGCUACGUGAAUCUGGACUCUGGCGAGGACGAUCCCGAGGAGGAGGACGAUCCCCUGGCGGAGGAGGACAACAGCAACUCGAAUAGCAACUCCAAGGACAGCUCCGGGGACCUCCAGCGGCACAGAGCGCGGGCGGAGAGCAAUCUGCCCUACGAACUGGAGGGCGCCAGCGACUCGGACGGCAUGCGGCACUUUGUGGCCCACGACUUGGAGGCCAAGCUGCGCGAGGGCGCCCACACGGACUACUCCUCGGAGCACACCACGCCCUCCACCUCGAUGGCCGGAGCUCAGGCGUCGGGCAACGGCCUGCUCACCCGCAGAUUCCUGCAAUCCCGCAACAUCCCCGAGGUGGACGGCAGUGUGCUGAGCGACAUCGAGCUGGAGGCCCAGUACCUGGCCACCUCGGUGGACAAUCUGCUGGAGAACCUGGGCAACCUGCUGCACUCCAUCUCCUCCAUCACCGCCGACAACGUGGAGGUCCACCGGAACGCGGUCAACAAGCUGACGGACACCCUGGACGCGAACAUCAAGUGCCAGUACCAGCUGCUGGCCAAGGCGGAGGAGAUCACCAAGUCGAUGAAGCCCACGGAGCAGCUGGGCCAGCGCAUCAGGGAGAUCAAGCGGCUGGUGGACAUGCUGGACAGCACCAUGUAGAAGAGGGAUCUGCCAUCUUGGAAUCUUGUGUUUCUAGUCAUUCCGUAAAUACAUUUAAGCUGAAGAGGAUACUUCUGCAUCU
Molecule: messenger RNA, 1133 nt
Organism: Drosophila biarmipes
Lineage: Eukaryota; Metazoa; Arthropoda; Insecta; Diptera; Drosophilidae
Gene: BORCS6
Product: BLOC-1-related complex subunit 6
Exons: 3
Coding region: 146-1051 (301 amino acids)
Biological process (GO): lysosome localization
Cellular component (GO): BORC complex
Source: RefSeq, a predicted model, not a curated record